This is a messenger RNA of Zea mays, 1046 nucleotides long. RefSeq lists its product as uncharacterized. The record is from RefSeq and is marked predicted. NCBI's taxonomy places the organism in Eukaryota, Viridiplantae, Streptophyta, Magnoliopsida, Poales, Poaceae.
ACAAUCAUGGAACUGUCCUAACAGACAAGAUGGUCCCAAUCACAGCAACUGGAGACCACACAGCCUCUAAUUGGAUACCUGCUACAAUCAGCAAUGGCAACGGCACUGGUGGCAUGUUCACUGUCGCAAGCAGAAAGUCGAGGAAUGGGUUCCAAUUUUGUGCUGUCACUGGAGACCCAGGCUCUCGCAAUGUGUCUGAUGUAAACUUCCCAAGUGAUUACACAGAACUUCUGACGCAGGCUAAAGAAGCUGCUGAAUCAGCUUUCAAGGAUGGAAAACAGCUACUGGAAAUCGAGUUCCCUACAGCUGGACUACAAACCGUACCAGGUGAUGGCGAAGGGGGAAAUGAGAUGACUGGAAGCAUGCUUCUCAUUAGAGAAUUUUGUGAUCGCUUCGUACCUGCAGAGAAAGCAACUCGAACCAGAGUAUUCUUCCCUGAGGCGAAUGAGGUUUCUUUUGCAAGACAGUCAGCCUUUGAAGGAUGUUCGCUGAAGCUAGAUUAUCUUACGAAACCAUCCUUGUUCGAAGAUUUUGGUUUCACAACGAAAGUGAAAAUGGCAGAUCGUGUGAAACCACAAGACGAGACAUUCCUCGUGGCUUAUCCUUACUUCAAUGUCAAUGAAAUGCUCGUGGUCGAAGAACUUUACAAGGAAGCAGUAGUUGGCACCAGCCGGAAAUUGAUAAUAUUCAAUGGAGAACUAGACCGAAUCAGAAGUGGAUAUUAUCCGGCGUUCUUCUACCCAAAACUUGCAGAGCUUUCCAAAACAUUCCUCCCGAAGCUGGAUACGGUUUACUAUAUCCACAAUUUCAAGGGAGCUAAAGGGGGAACGCUUUUCAGGUGUUACCCUGAGCCUUGGAAGGUCCUGAGGAAGGCGUCGUCUGGGAACUACGUCUGCCUGCAUCAACAAGAGGAGAUGCCUUCGUUGAAGGAAGUGGCCCUCGACAUCCUUCCUUCUGUAUAGCUAGGAUCUUCACUUCUUUGGUUCAUAGCUGUGCUGACUGGUGCUAAGUUCCAUUACAAGGCAAUCUAUCAUUUCGUUGCAAUU